Cannabis sativa is the source of this 1118-nucleotide messenger RNA. RefSeq lists its product as uncharacterized. The record is from RefSeq and is a predicted model, not a curated record. NCBI's taxonomy places the organism in Eukaryota, Viridiplantae, Streptophyta, Magnoliopsida, Rosales, Cannabaceae. The transcript has 4 exons. The coding region runs from base 90 to 1118 and encodes 342 amino acids.
UUUUGAAAUUCAAAAUUUCUCUCUAUUUAGUGUGGCAGUUUCAUAGAGGGUUAUUCAUUUAAAACUUUCUCAAAAAAAUCUGAUUGUAAAUGGUUAAUACUCGUUCUUCCCUUUCUCCAUCUGGUUCAUCGAAGCUUCUUCUUGACAAGUUAAAAAUGAAGAAAACGAUUUCUGAAGAUGACAAUGAAGAUCUUUCUGGUGGUUCUGAGGGCUCUGGUGAUGUUUCUGUUAAGGAAGUGAAGAAGAAGCAAUAUAACCGUGGAAACAAGAAGGUUACUGACGAUCGGCCUUUGAAAAAAUUGAAACAAGUUGUUGAAAAUGAUGAGGACUUCUACGACAGUGAUGAUCUAGAAGUUGAGAACAAUGAAUCGAUGAAGGAGUGGGAGUUAUAUUUCAAGCAUGAGGAUAGGGUUGGUGGAAGAAUAAUUUUUUUUCCUAACCAUGAAAACAAUGUUAUUGCCAUUAUCAAUAGUAAAUUGACUCCUUCUCAAGCAAAGCUGUUUCGUGAGACAUGUUUUGGACAUUUUUUGGACAUGAAUCCAAUUGCAAUGCAAACUCAGUUGAUUCACAGUGCUUUGCACAGGGAGGUACACCAGAAAAAUCCUUAUGAAAUGUGGUUCAAAUUUGGUUCUCAAAAUUUCAGGUUUAGUUUGGCUGAGUUUGCUGUUGUGACUGGUUUAUUAUGUGUUGGUGAUUCUGAUAUGAGUGGUUAUGCAAAGAAGGAGAAUGCAUUUGUGGAUAAGUAUUUUAGUGAUCAACAAGUAACAGUCAGUGCUGUGGAGGAGAGGUUUAGGUAUAGUGAUUUUAAGUUGGACGAAUACGCUGUUAAGAUGGCGGUGUUGUAUUUCGUUUCUAAUUGCUUGUUCACAAGCCCUAAUUCCAAGAAGGUUCCUAAUGAAAUACUCAAUAUUGUUGGGAUUGGUGAUUAUGAGAGUUUUCCUUGGGGAAAAUUAGUUUUUAAGAAAACUUUACACAACUUGAGGAUUGGUUUGAGGGGUGUACCAAAGAAAAAAACAGGGAAAGAUAUUGGUUCCAAGCAUAUUGAUAAGCGUAAAGGGAAAGCAAAGGCUGCUGAUAAAGAAUCUAAAAAUAUCAACACAGCCCCGAUUUUGGCAUAA